GUGGAGGAGGAGGAAGAAGGGGGGCUUCUUCAGGAGUAACAAGAAGUUGAGUCGGGAAGUUUCCAGCAGCAGAGACGGGGUUUUCUCCCUCACACAGCGGGGAGGGUUGCGGGUCCAACAUGGGGAACGGGGUGUGCUCCCGGAGGCAGCGGAGGAUCUUCCAGUGUCUCCUGCUGGUCACCGUGGUCUGCGGGAUGAUGUACGGCGGGAUGAUAUCGUAUGAGAUGCACAAACAGCUCAAGAGGACGGAGGCGAUGGCACUGAAGUACCAGCAGCACCAGGAGUCGCUCUCGGCACAGCUCCAAGUGGUGUACGAGCAUCGCUCCCGGUUAGAGAAGUCUCUUCAGAAGGAGAGGUUGGAGCACAAAAAGGCCAAAGAAGAUUAUCUGGUUUAUAAACUGGAGGCACAACAGUCAAUAAACAAGGAGAAGCAAGAGUCGAGCAGCAGAUUCAAUUCUCUACAAGUACAGCAUCAGAUGUUAAAGAAUCAGCACGAGGACCUGAAGAAGCAGUAUUACGACUUGCAGGACAAGCACCAAGUCCAGGGCGAAGACCACAGCCGGCUGCUGGGCGAACACAAAGACCGCUACGAAAAACUGCAGCAAGUAAAAGAGGGGGAAAUCUCCCAGCUCAAAGAUAAUGUAUAUAACCUGAGGGAGGAGAAUAAACAGCUGAGGAAAGCCCACCAGGAAAUUCACAAACAGCUGCAGGAUGCACAGGUUCAGCAUCAGGACCUCAAGGCAUCGCACGACAAUCUCGCACUGACACUGGAAGACCACAAGAGUGCGCUGGCUGCAGCUCAGGUGCAGGUGGAUGAAUACAAGCAGCUGAGGGAGUCCCUGAACAGGAUGCCCAAUCUGAGACAGCCUGAACAAAAUCCUGCCCCCCAGCAGCCGCAAGCAGCUGCCAUAGUGCCCGAGUCCCGUGUUCACGAAGCCCAGCAGGCCACAAUACUGGAACAGCCACACAAAGAGGAGCCCGCCCACGAGGAAGAUCACCAGGCUCACCAGGACACCGAGUCCAGGUUGGACCAUCAAGGGCAAGAGGUGCACGCUCAGUCGGAGAUCAAGACCCAGAACACCUUGUCAGACAAAGAGGAGGAUGGAGAGGGAGAGGCAGAGAGGAGGAGGGAGCUGGCGGAAGAGGAGAUGGCUCAAGCAGGACAGCCUCAGAAGCUGGAGGAGGACCCAGACCAACCACAGGAUGAGCAGCCGGAGGAAGAGGAGGAGCCAGAACCAGAACAGCCGGACCAGAACGCCCUGGACCGACAGAGACGCCAGCCUCAGCCGGGUCCCCAUCCAGAGCUGCAUCCGGAGGCCCAGCUGCAGCACGUGGCACACGCCCAGGUGGAGCAUGUGAAGUCGGCCUACGAGCAGCAGCAGGACCAGCAGCGCCUGGAGGCUCAAAGGGCCGAGGAGCGCAGGCAGAUCCAGCUGCAUCAGGAGGCCCUGCAGGUCCAGAGGGACAGGGUGCUGAAGGAGAGGGAGCAGAGGCUGAAGGAGGAUCAGGAGAGGGAGCAGCAGCACCACAGGGAGGCUGACAGACGGGAGCAGCUGCUCAGAGAGGAGCACCAAAGGAAGAGGACCGAGUAUGAGAAUAUGGACAAUGAUAUUGUUCAAGGAGAAGAGGACCGUCACACUGACGAUGAAGAGAGCGAUGUUCAUAUGUUACAUGAGGAGGAAGAGAAACAAGAAGUGGAUCACAGAGUGCCACCACAUCAGCAGGGUGGUGUCGAUGGCGAGCUGGAUCCUGAGGACGACCCCAACAACCAGGGAGAGGACGAGUUUGAGGAGGCCGAGGACGAGCGGCCGCAGCACAGAGUGGCAGAAGAGGAAGAGGAGGUGGUAGAGGAGGAAGAGGAGCCGGCAGCACCAGCUCAACACGUAGAGACGCACCAAGGCCACGAUCAGCCUGCUGUGGAGGAGGAACUGGUGAUGGCGGGAAACCCAGAUCAACAGGAAGACACGCUGGAUGACCAGUACCAGGAAGAAGUGGAGGAUGAGGCUCAGGAGGACAUAGCUGGUGGGCAGAAGAGAGAGGAGGAGGUGGAGGAGGAAGGAGAGGAUCCAUAUAACGAGGAGAACAUAGAACAGGAUGACGUAAAACACCAGGAGGGACCAAGAAAGGCUGGGGAUCACAGAAAAGAGGCCGAGAAUAACGAGGAGGAGAAUUACGAAGAGGAAGAGCAGGAGGCCGAAGAGGACGCAGCCGGUCGAGACAAGGGAACCAAUCGGAGGGCGGAGAUGUAAGACGGGCGCAGACCUUGACCAGUUGCAGUGCCUUUUCGACUGCCCACCAGGUCUUUCUUUCCCUUGUUUCCCAAAGGAAUAAAACCAGCCAUCCAUUCAGAAAUCCAGUUAAGAAAAUUGGGAUAUUAAUGCCUGAAAGAUGAGGAUGCUAUUCCAAACACUGUGGGGAUGGAAAUGAGCAGCUUACACUGUGGAAAUGGACAGUUUGUUUGGCAGAAAUGGGGUGUAUACUGUAUAUUUUUUUCAUUUUUUAUUCAUUUGCUUUUCUGUCUACUCGCACGUCUGCCUGAUUGCCCGUCUGGUUCUGUUUACUUACCAGCGGACAGACGGAGAAUGUAUUUUCAUUAUGUGCUGUCUUUGAGUGUGUGUACAAAGCAAAGAUAAAUUAUGUUAUUCGGAUGUCCUUAUGUUCAGGCCUUCAUAUGUAUGUUUUAUGCAAACAGUUGUAUUCUUUGUAGAGCUCAAAUUUUAAUUUACAUUCUGUCAUUCCAAUCGAUCGAGUCGUUUUCUGUUAUUUAUUGUUGAUUGUAACAACUCUGACAAUCGUAAAAAGGUGCAACGUUCCUUUUUUAUUUCCCCCGACUGAACUAGUUUGUGUCAUAAUGGCUUUUUACCAACUUCUUGAAGCAGAUACGCAGGAGUUUUUUCACUGGAUUAUUCCGCAAAUGCCAGUCAAAAGAGACAUUUCUGGUGAAGCCGUUCUGUGCUGAACGGGUCACGCUGACAUGUGCCUUUCCAUUAAUGGAAACCUCUUCUAGGUCUUAGUCAUUUUACAUUUGGAAAGUGUUUCAGUAGGACAGGAGAGACGAGAGCAUGCCAGGCAGUGCUGAGCCUCUUGCAUAUUGCUACAGCAUAGCCUUAAGUGGGGGGGGGGGGCUGUUUCAUGUCGACUGCUGGUGUGAAUUAAAUUCACAAACUUAAUGCAAUUUACUGCAAAAUCUUUAGUCUACUGUACAAUGUAUAGUAAAAAAAUAAAUGCUGACAAUUUGUACAUUUUUCCACCAGUUAUAUUUGAUACAAAAAAGUGGGAAUUUGAUUGUAUCGAACCACGUUUGUUACCUAAAUGGUGUGUGGAAUAAAGAGGUCAAAGGAUUUCAGGUCA
Morone saxatilis (striped sea-bass) is the source of this 3351-nucleotide messenger RNA. It is a transcript of the gene golim4a, whose product is annotated as golgi integral membrane protein 4a. NCBI's taxonomy places the organism in Eukaryota, Metazoa, Chordata, Actinopteri, Moronidae. Gene Ontology annotation, cellular component: Golgi membrane; Golgi apparatus. The record is from RefSeq and is a predicted model, not a curated record.